Molecule: messenger RNA, 1245 nt
Organism: Triticum turgidum subsp. durum (durum wheat)
Lineage: Eukaryota; Viridiplantae; Streptophyta; Magnoliopsida; Poales; Poaceae
Source: the annotation of a GenBank genome assembly
AUGGCCGGAGGCGACGCGUCAUCGGGGGCGGCGCCGGUGCCGGAGACGGCGGGGGAGGCGGAGGUGGACGCGGGCUUCGAGUUCGCCUUCGACAACGAGGCCUUCUCCGACAGGGUCCUGCGGAUAGAGGUCGUCGGCGCUGGCCGGAAGCGCCGCCGUGAAGGUGCAAAUGGGCAAGGAGUGAGGAGGUGUGAGGAUGGAGAAGGUAAUACACCAGUUUUACGAGUCAAGACUGUACAUAUCAGUUCAGUGAUUCUCGCCGCAAAAAGUUCUUUCUUUUUCAAGCUUUUCUCAAAUGGCAUGAAAGAAUCUGGUCAGAGGCAGUCAACAGUUAGAAUUGCUGAUUCAGAGGAAAAUGCCUUUAUGGAGCUUUUACGGUUUAUGUACAAUGGAAGGUUGACACCAACAACUGAGUCCACUCUUCUGGUUGAUAUCUUGAUGGCUGCUGACAAAUUUGAUGUCGUUUCGUGCAUCAAGCUUUGCGGUCAGCGGCUCAUAGGCCUGCCUAUGACCCUAGAAUCCGCAGUGAGGUGCCUAGAUCUCCCAUGUUCCAUUUCAAUGGCAGCUGACCUGUCAGAGGCAGCCAAGAAAUUCCUUGCUAAAAGAUACAAGAAAUUCCUGUCAACAAAAUUCCAAGAUGAACUGAUGAGGAUUCCCCUCGCUGGGAUUGUGGCCAUCUUAUCACGGAAUCUCCCUGGGGUUGCAUCUGAAAAAUCCGUCUAUGACUUUGUGCUCAGGUGGGCCGACUUGCAGUACCCAAAUUCAGAACAAAGACGCGAGAUUUUAAGUUCAAGUUUACUUCCAAUGGUGCCACUACGGCGUAGCAUGACCAAUGUGAUCCUAAUUGAUCAGCCGUCUUGUAUAAUUAACUUCAGUCUAAAGCGUGAGCACUGCUUUGGGAGCUUCCCAUCAGGAUCGAUGCGCUCGCCACCAUUCUAUUGUGCGGGGCAUGGUUUCUUUCUCUCAGCACACCGUAGAAUGGAGCCGUCCAACUCUUUUGUCCUCAUAAUACAGAAGCUAGAAGACAAGGGCCUAGUAAGGGGGACAGUAGAUUAUGAUAUUGAGGUAAAAACAACACCGUCGCUGGAGUUCACCACCUUGUGGAGGCGCACCACCACCACCGGUUGUACGCAAGGUUUUGGAUGCAGUGUUCCUUGGUCAGAGGUCAUUCCUGACGAUAGCCCCUUCUUCAUUGAUGACAAACUCCAUAUUCGAGUUCAUGUGAAGAUAACGCCGCAGCCGUAG